Molecule: messenger RNA, 2557 nt
Organism: Synchiropus splendidus (mandarinfish)
Lineage: Eukaryota; Metazoa; Chordata; Actinopteri; Syngnathiformes; Callionymidae
Gene: mccc1
Product: methylcrotonyl-CoA carboxylase subunit
Exons: 19
Coding region: 207-2333 (708 amino acids)
Cellular component (GO): mitochondrion
Molecular function (GO): ATP binding; methylcrotonoyl-CoA carboxylase activity; metal ion binding
Source: RefSeq, a predicted model, not a curated record
GCCGCCCCCAUCUCGAUGUCUCCUAUUGGCCAGUGCAACUACGAGUCCCGGUCCGGGUCAAAUUCAGGUUCGGACCCGGGGCUGACGAGCGGGGUCGGUGGAGGACACGGCUGCUGGAGACGCACACCUGAGCCGGACCCGUUAAUGAAGGUUUAGAGUUUCCUCCUUGACGUUCAUCGGACGACGAAGCUAAGCUAGCUGUUAGCAUGGCGGCCGUCGUCCUGCUGUCGACCCUGCAGGGUCUGAACCGACUCUCACAGAACUUGACGUGGACCAGGAGAAGUUUGAGAUUCGUGUCCGGUGGGGUGGAACGUAUCGAGAAGGUUCUGAUCGCUAACCGCGGCGAGAUCGCCUGCCGAGUGAUGCGGAGCGCGCGCCGGCUGGGCGUGCGCUCCGUGGCGGUGUACAGUGACGCGGACAGAGACUCGAUGCACGUCGCCAUGGCGGAUGAGUCCUAUCACAUCGGGGCUGCGCCCUCCCAGCAGAGCUACCUGUGCAUGGACAAGGUGCUCGAGGUCGCCAAGAGGUCCGGAUCCCAUGCGGUCCACCCUGGGUAUGGAUUCCUGUCGGAGAACACAGAGUUUGCUGAAGCUUGCCAGCGUGAAGGGAUCAUCUUUAUCGGACCUCCGUCAUCUGCCAUCAGAGACAUGGGCAUCAAGAGCACGUCCAAACACAUCAUGGCUGCUGCGGGGGUGCCCAUCAUCGGAGGUUACCACGGCGAGGACCAGUCAGACUCACGGCUGCAGGAGGAAGCGGCCAGGAUCGGCUACCCUGUGAUGAUCAAAGCUGUUCGCGGAGGAGGUGGCAAGGGCAUGCGAAUCUCCUGGUCGCCAUUGGACUUCCUGGAGCAGUUGGAAUCUGCGAGACGAGAGGCUCGGAAAUCUUUCAAUGAUGACGUCAUGCUUGUGGAGAAGUUUGUGCAGGACCCCAGACAUGUGGAGGUCCAGGUGUUCGGGGACGUCCAUGGAAACGCGGUUUACCUGUUUGAGAGAGACUGUAGUGUCCAGAGGAGACACCAGAAGAUCAUCGAGGAGGCCCCUGGGCCUGGCAUCAGUCCAGAGGUCCGGCGCAAGCUUGGGGAGGCUGCCGUUCGAGCUGCCAAGGCUGUGAAGUACGUGGGAGCAGGGACAGUGGAGUUCAUCAUGGAUGCAGAGCAGAACUUCUAUUUCAUGGAGAUGAACACCAGGCUGCAGGUAGAACACCCCGUCUCUGAGAUGGUGACGGGCACAGACCUAGUGGAGUGGCAGCUCAGGGUGGCAGCAGGUGAGCGCCUGCCACUCCUACAGGAAGACAUUGUCCUCAGAGGUCAUUCUUUUGAGGCCCGGAUCUAUGCUGAAGACCCCAACAACGACUUCCUGCCAGGGGCGGGACCUUUGCUGCACCUCUCCACGCCAGCAGCAGACUCUCACACUCGGAUAGAGACGGGUGUCAGACAAGGAGAUGAAGUCUCCGCCCACUACGACCCCAUGAUCUCCAAGUUGGUGGUCUGGGGAGAAGAUCGCCGCGCAGCCUUGAAGAAACUUCGCUAUGGUUUACGUAACUUCAACAUCGUUGGGCUCAACACAAACAUCGACUUCCUGCUCACUCUGUCAAGUCACCCGGAAUUUGAAGCUGGAAAUGUCAACACCAGUUUUAUCCAGCAACACCAUGAUGACCUGUUCCCUGCCGCCACCCCCACCUCUGCUGCCACCAUCUGCCAGACUGUUCUGGGACUUAUACUGACCGAGCGGAGACACACAGACCACUUCAGUGAGACCACCACAGACCGCUUCUCUCCAUUCGGGUCUGGUCUUGGGUGGAGACCAAACACUCAAAUGGUCAGAGAUGUGAGGUUGCAGCUCAAAGAUGAGAAACUGGAUGUUGCCGUCACGUUUAACAAAGAUGGAAGUUUCCUGAUGCAGGUUGGCCAGGACCUGCAUCAUGUGACUGGUCAUUUGGAGGAUGAGGGCGGAGUUUGUUAUCUGCGUUGUUCAGUUAACGGAGUGAAAUCUCGACCCAAACUGCUGGUUCUGGAUGACACAGUCCACCUCUUCUCUUCCGAAGGAAGCUGCAGCGUGUCGCUUCCUGCUCCGAAACACCUGGCUGCAGUGAGCGGGUCAGCAGCUCAGGGCGGUGCUGUGGCCCCCAUGACUGGAACCAUUGAGAAGGUCUUGGUGAAAGUGGGAGAUCAGGUGUCGGCCGGAGACCCACUUGUGGUGAUGAUUGCCAUGAAGAUGGAGCACACAAUACGGGCUCCGAAGGCUGGUCGGAUCAGGAAGAUCUUUUUCAGUGAGGGGUCGCAGGCGAACCGCCAUGCCGCGCUGGUGGACCUGGAGGAGUGUGACGCUGAAUAGCUCAUCUGAGCACAAACAAGUUACUUACUUACACUCCAAGUUAAAUAGGUUCGUUGUUUUCCAAAUAAAUAUGUUGAAGAGAACUUGAGUCAACUUCCUGUCCGUCUGUAGAGGACAAUCUCCACUUUGUUGGAACUGAGGACUCGAAGUAUGAUGACAGAACAUCCUGGUUAACUGCUGUGUAAAAUAAAGGACUGACCCUGAAGCCCAAACUUUUCUCAACA